Cyclopterus lumpus (lumpfish) is the source of this 4581-nucleotide messenger RNA. Its product is annotated as neuronal acetylcholine receptor subunit alpha-7-like. Gene Ontology annotation, biological process: chemical synaptic transmission; signal transduction; nervous system process. Gene Ontology annotation, cellular component: postsynaptic membrane; synapse; neuron projection. Gene Ontology annotation, molecular function: transmembrane signaling receptor activity; acetylcholine-gated monoatomic cation-selective channel activity. Bases 1183 to 3306 code for a protein of 707 amino acids. Lineage: Eukaryota; Metazoa; Chordata; Actinopteri; Perciformes; Cyclopteridae. The transcript is spliced from 10 exons. The record is from RefSeq and is a predicted model, not a curated record.
UUUGCGUUCAUUUCCUUGGGGACAGUAAUUAUGUCGGGACCCCUCGGUGGGGCUCCCUGAAAAGUGUUUAGAUUCUGUCUAAUACAUUACUCUUGUGUAAUAAUACAACAUAAGCAAGGAGUGAAAAAUACAUUAUUCUAAAUGAUUCACAUUAUUCCGAAGGACAUACGUGAGGGGGUCCCUGUGUCUUCUCUUAUAGACAGCCUCAGGUGUCCUUGGGUAACAACACAUUGAGUAUACCUUCAGUUUAGGCAACAACACUACCUGGUUAGUUUUUGGAAAAGAUCAUGGUUUGGGUUCAAAUAUCUUGCUCAUGUGGGCAACAAUAACCUCAAGAUAAAGUCCGCCGUUUUUAAACCCAAGACCCGAUUGCUCUCCACCAACUGCAACACACAGGGCAUGAUGGAAAACACUUGGCAGUCACCUGAUCAAAGAGCUAAAUUACUUAAAUGUGUGGCACACCAUAUUUAUUAAAGGGGAGGAAGAAUAUGCUUAUUGAAAAUGAUAUUAUUAUUAUAUCAGCCCAUAAUUAAAUCAGUUUGCGAGACGGUCUGUUCAGUUAAAUUGUGACUAUGCAGGUGUCUUCCUCAACCAUCCUCUUUGGUAAAAGUCAAGGGAUGUUUGUAGAACUCUUUACUCACAAUCAAUGUGUUUAUGAUAUCGAGAGCUUUUAGGAGACCACAGAUUAUAUCUUGCAAGAUAAAUGUUGCACUUUGCUAACAUAUCCAGUGGAUGUCACCAUUACUCUGUGAAUGCACUGAUGCCAGAUCAGUUACAGAAAGAAAUCAAAGCAGCCUUUGCAUGUUACUGGCUGGUGAAGAUUAGACAAUGACUGUAAUGUAGUAACUUAAAAAAUGUUUCCUUGCCAUGUGUUUACAUUAAUGACAUUAAUAUUUUUGCUCCAUUCAUUUUCCUCCCAAACUUUGAAGACACCUGGAUUACUGCUGCAAUAUCAUCCCAUGAAUUGGAUCCAUAGGCUCUCAAAAAUGCAAUGUCCUCUUUGAGCUCCUUAACAAGACCAGGGGGAUAAAACAGUGAGUAAGUCCGAGGGAAAUUCACAGAUGAUGACAGAUAACCCCAUAUCAGAAAGUCUGCAAGAAUGAAUGAGCAGAGAAGCAUGAAGGGUGACUUUGAGCUGUUGAUCGGGACGUGUACAGAUCUUCGUAUCUGACUUACUCUGACAUGCAACAUCUCCCUCUUCAGUGGAGUAUUCCCUUCACUGCAUCUCUCACACACUCUGCCUCUAUUGCUCUCUCUCUUCCCCUCCCCUUUACCUUCUCUGCCCGUAUCGCACUCUCUCCAUUUGUUUUCCACAAUCCUUCUUCCUCUUCAGACCCCGCUUUCCAUCUCACUCUCCCCCUUUCCCCCCCUCCCUCCUCCUCUCUCUAUUUCUCCCUCUUCCACUCUUUCUUUGUUUAUCCCGAGGAAUGCAGUAUGUGGCAGGCUCUGGCUCUCUGGCUGUUGAUACUCGCUACUCUGCUCCGGGUGUCAGUGCAGGGCCCUCACCAGCGGUUUCUGCUCACGGAGCUGCUGAGGGACUACAACCCCAUGGAGAGGCCGGUGGCCAACGACUCCCAGAGUCUCAUUGUUCAGUUCUCCUUUACUCUGAUGCAGGUCAUGGAUGUGGAUGAAAAGAACCAGAUCCUCACCACGAAUGCCUGGCUGCAGAUGCAGUGGUAUGACCACUACCUCCAGUGGAACCAGUCAGAGUAUCCUGGAGUUAAGAACCUGCGGUUCACUACUGACCAGGUCUGGACACCUGACAUAUUACUUUACAACAGUGCUCAUGAUAAGUUUGAUGCCACCUUUAAGACCAACGUGCUGGUUAACUCCAGUGGCUUCUGUCAGUAUCUGCCUCCAGGAAUAUUUGUAAGCACAUGUACCGUGGAUGUGCGAUGGUUUCCAUUUGACAUCCAGCGCUGUGAACUGAAGUUUGGCUCCUGGACAUUUGACGGCUGGCUGCUAGACCUCCAGAUGAAGGAGGCAGAUGUGUCAGGAUACAUGACCAACGGAGAGUGGGACCUAGUGGAGGUCCCUGGAGGUCGUCACGAAGUUUUCUAUGACUGCUGUCCAGAGCCCUACCCCGAUGUCACCUUUGUGGUGACCUUACGAAGGAGGACUUUGUUUUACGCUCUCAAUCUCCUCAUCCCCUGUGUGCUUCUCUCCUCCAUGACUCUGGUGGUUUUCCUGCUCCCCGCCAACUCGGGGGAAAAGAUCAGCCUGGGCAUCACGGUUCUGCUUUCUCUGACUGUCUUCAUGCUGAUGGUUGCAGAGAUUAUGCCCACCACUUCAGAUUCUGUGCCCCUGAUAGGUCAGUACUUUGCGAGCACCAUGGUGAUUGUCGGGAUGUCAGUCGUGGCCACAGUCCUCGUCCUUCAGUUCCAUCACCACAACCCCAACAGUGGACACAUGCCACGUUGGGUGCACUUGGUUCUGCUGCAGUGGGUACCUUGGUUUCUGCGGAUGAAGCGUCCAGGAGAGGGAGUGGAGCCGCCUCUUUCCAGCUGCCAAGUAGACUCUCAGAGCAAGACCCUGUCCUCCCCUACCACCACCACCACCACCACCAACCCCACGCCAAUGCCCUCCAUCUUCCCCCAGAGCCUCAACUCCCUGCAGGCCAGCCUGGCUCAGCUCAACCACCCUCUGUCACACCCACCGCCCCACCGGCCCAACUCUCAAACUGUUAUCCUCCCUAAUCCCAUCCACAGAGAUCCCAGCCCCAAUCCACAUCCACAGCCCAACGGCCAUCUGCUUUACAUGGGCUUCCAAACCUUCCAGACCACUGCAGAGCUGGAGCCAGUUCACAGGAGCAGAGCCACAAGUUUUGGGAGGUUCAGCAAUGGACUGAAAGGAGGGGAAGGAGAGGAAGCUGAUGCAGGAGGAGGAGGACCAGCUGGAGAUACAAAUAUCCAUCACCACAUCCAAUCUUCCAUGUUUGGGAGCCCCCCACAGGAAACUCCACAGUCCCCGGACCAUGAUCCCUUAACCACAUCCUCUGGACCCUGCGGCCUAGAGGCCGGGGUUGUAGCAGGGAGAUCAGCUGGUUUACAUACCCACAGAGGUGUGAUCCGAUCUGUGGCAGUAGACAACCAGCUGCAGGCUCUUCUGAUGGAGGUGCAGUUUUUAGUGGAACGCGUUAAAGAGCAGGACCGGCAGCUCAGCGUGUCAGAGCAGUGGCAGUUUGCUGCGGCUGUCAUCGACCGCCUGUGCCUCGUGGGAUUCAGUGUUUUCAACAUCAUCUGUACCAUCGCUAUUCUCAUGGCUGCACCCAACUUUGGAGAGGCUCUGUCAAAAGAUUUCCUCUGACCGACUAAAAACAAAGAAAUGAGAGAGUGGGAGAUGUCAGGGAUGUGUGGAAGCACAAUGGCUGCUAAUGACACUGGCACAUACAACGGCAGAUAUUUCCUAUUCAGUAAACUGAUUGUGAUGUAAAGAUGUCCUGAUGCUAUUGUUUUGUGUGUGCCAUUUUUCACAAUACAAUAUACCUGAUGAUGCUCACAUUUACGCUUCACACCUCCUCUUUGAAAGUUUGAUUGAUGUGUUUUGUUCCCUUGUAAUAUUAUUUGACAGUGAAAUAUGAAAUGAAGAGUUUUGCGAAUGAGGAUCUGAAAAAAAUCAUCACAGAAUUGAUGUGGUCACUGGGAAGCAUGACUUUGACCUAAUUUGUUAUAAAGUAUUUGUACUGGUUGCUAAAGUGUAUUUGUCUUUGGAUGCUACAUGAAGAUGCUCAGUAGAGAAACUGGACCCUGAUGUGCUGCAUGUAAACCUGCAUUUCCUGACAAUACUGCCCAGAGUCUCUGUUUGCUGUUACUUCCCAAAAUACUAUUUAUACAGCGGUACACACAGUUUGUUCCCACUGGUACGUUUUUUUACAGGACUUCCUUUUUUAUUUUAGAAUUGUUUUUUCCCACAUGGUUUCCAUCUCAAUGCCAUUGUGAUCACGGUAGCUGCAUAGUACACUGAAGUAAAAACGUACUAUACCUCAACAACUACCCUGUAUACUGCCAUAGAGUUUGCUUAAAAUUUUUUUUUUUACAUUUUUAUUGAACCUUUUAUUUAACUAGGAUAGGUCCCAUCGGCCAAGAGUCCCCUUUUCAAAGGACUCCUGGCCGACAUAUGCAACACAAGAUAAGAACAAGUGAGCGUAAACAGAAACAGAAGAACAGACAAAUCAACAACUUAUAACGUCACAAUGAACAAAGUGCAAUACGAGCCAUCCACCCAAAUCAGUUUAAGCACCAACACCCCAACGAUUCUGUCUCCUUAUUUUUUAAAAUGGAUUUGUUAUUCAAUUUCUAUGAAAUGAAACUGUUCAAUGACAUGUUAUCUCUGCUCAGAGGCUCUCUCGUUUUAUGGUUUUAUUCAUAACGUGGAACAAUAUUGUCCUUCUGUACAACACACACACACACACACACACCACAGCAGCACACCUUCUCUUAUCCACUCACUCACACUUUUGUGUAUGCAGAAAAAUAUAAUCUCUAUGACUCUGGCUGUACCCUGAAUGUAAAUCGCGCCAUACAUUUUGCAGGAGUGUUGUACACUGAAUGCCAAUAAAGUUGUGACAGACCGAGCCGUAAA